This is a messenger RNA of Dromaius novaehollandiae (emu), 6709 nucleotides long. RefSeq names its product phosphatidylinositol-binding clathrin assembly protein-like. Gene Ontology annotation, molecular function: 1-phosphatidylinositol binding; phosphatidylinositol-4,5-bisphosphate binding; SNARE binding. The coding region runs from base 415 to 2454 and encodes 679 amino acids. Lineage: Eukaryota; Metazoa; Chordata; Aves; Casuariiformes; Dromaiidae. The record is from RefSeq and is a predicted model, not a curated record. The transcript has 21 exons. Gene Ontology annotation, cellular component: extrinsic component of presynaptic endocytic zone membrane; clathrin-coated vesicle; synaptic vesicle. Gene Ontology annotation, biological process: clathrin-dependent endocytosis; clathrin coat assembly; synaptic vesicle budding from presynaptic endocytic zone membrane.
GGCGCGCGGUCACCUGACGCCGUGGCCGCGCCGCCGCCAUUUUGUCUGGGAGUGGAAAUGUGAAAGGAAAAGCCGGAGCGGCGCCCAGGGGACGGAGGCAGAGCGGGGCCGGCCGAGCGGCGGCCGCCUUCCUCCGAGCCGAGCCGGCGGGGCGGGAGCCGCCUCGCCGCCAGGGAGCGGCGCGGAGGGCGCCGGGGACGAGCCCCGCGGCGGGGGCGAGCGGAGCCGGGCUGAGGCGGCGCCCGCUGCCGGUGCCGCCGGGGGGGCCGGCGGGGCGCUGCGGGCUCCCUCCUCGGCGGGAGGGCGGCGGGGGCUCCGCUGGGCUCGCGGGGCAGCGGCCGCCGGCGCCCCGGCCUUGCCGCGGAGCGGGAGCGGGAGGCGGCGGGCGGGUAGGCAGCGCCGCGGGGGCGGAAGAUGUCGGGGCAGUCCAUCACCGACCGCAUCACGGCGGCGCAGCACAGUGUCACCGGCUCGGCCGUCGCCAAGGCCGUCUGCAAGGCCACGACCCACGAGGUGAUGGGCCCCAAGAAGAAGCACCUGGACUAUCUGAUACAGUGCACAAAUGAAAUGAAUGUGAAUAUUCCACAGUUGGCAGACACACUUUUUGAGAGAACUGCAAACAGUAGCUGGGUUGUAGUGUUCAAAGCUCUAAUUACAACACACCACCUCAUGAUGUAUGGAAAUGAGCGCUUUAUCCAGUAUCUUGCAUCCCGAAACACAUUGUUCAAUCUUAAUAACUACCUGGACAAAAGUGCCAUGCAGGGCUAUGAUAUGUCUACCUUCAUCAGGCGGUAUAGCAGAUACUUGAAUGAAAAAGCACUUUCAUAUAGACUUGUAGCAGUAGACUUCACCAAAAUGAAAAGAGGGAUAGAUGGAGUGAUGAGAACCAUGAAUGCUGAAAAGCUUGUGAAAACCCUUCCAAUCAUACAGAAUCAGCUUGAUGCACUCCUUGAUUUUGAUGCAAAUCCAAAUGAACUAACAAACGGUGUUAUAAAUGCUGCCUUUAUGCUCCUCUUUAAAGAUUCCAUUAGACUUUUUGCAGCAUACAAUGAGGGGAUUAUUAAUCUUUUAGAAAAAUAUUUUGAUAUGAAGAAGAACCAGUGCAAAGAAGGCUUGGAUAUUUACAAAAAAUUUCUAGCCAGAAUGACCAAAUUGUCAGAAUUCCUCAAAGUAGCAGAGCAAGUUGGAAUUGAUCAGGGUGACAUUCCAGAUCUUACUCAGGCACCCAGCAGCUUGCUUGAAGCAUUGGAACAGCAUUUGGCUUCUCUGGAAGGAAAGAAAACAAAAGAAGUCUCUGCUGCCAGCAGAGCUAGUGCCCUAUCCAGCGCUGUUUCCACACUUGCCAGCACAGGAAUGUCAUUUAGCAGGAUGGAUGAGAAAGAGAAGCAGCAGGCACUGGAGGAGGAACAAGCUAGACUGCAGGCACUUAAGGAGCAGCGAUUAAGAGAGAUUUCUGUGGUAUCAAAUUCCACUUCCACAUCAGCAUCUCCAAGCACCUUAUCAGGAAAAAGUGUGAAUACCACUGCAGCUGUUGACCUUUUUGCAGUACCAGCACCCACAACAAACAGCAUGCCCAACCUUUCAAGUGAUCUUUUUGAUCUUCAGCCUGCAUUUGUUCCAACUGUGCAGAGUACUCCAGCUAUAGCAACAUCAGCAAGCAGUGCAUGGGGAGGUCCUUUCUCAUCCUCAAAUGGUUGUGUUGGUUCUCCACCUCAUCUGGACAUCUUUGACAUGAAGCCCGUUGAAGAAGCUGUAAAAUCUACCACCCCUUUCAUCAGUUCUACCUUUUCCUCCAAACAAACAGUGGAACUGUUUAGUGAUGACUUUAGUGGUCAUAAACCUGCAUAUACCUCUGUGUAUCAUCCUCUGACUGUUGAUGGGUUUCCUCUUCAUUCGGCUCCUCCAAGUACCACCUCUUCAGCAAUUAAUGCAGACUUUGAUGCUGUUUUUGGAGGAAAAUCUACUGCACCAGAGUACAGGACUACUAAUGCUUUUAUUCUUCUAGAUGACGUACUGCAACCCACAGUACCACCACAAAGUCAAAGAACUGCUUUAGCCAAUCAGCAAAGUGGAAAAAUUUUGGCAAAUGAUCUCGAUUCUUCACUUGCUAAUCUUGUGGGAAAUCUCGGCUUUGGAGGAACUCCACCCAAAAAAUCAGACAUGCAGUGGACCCAGCCUACAGAGAAAAAACUUACUGGUGGAAUGAACUGGCAAGCGAAAACAAGCACAUCAACCACAUGGAACCCUACUCCCUUACCCCCUAUUCCACAUAUGGUACCUGCUCCUAUUGCAUACCCAGUGACCACACCUCAAGUGCCUGUAUAUGGAAUGGUACCUCCUCAGAUUGGAGCUGCUCCUUUGAUGGCACCGCAGUCAAUGAUGUAUACGCAGCCUGGUCUAAGGCCAACAAACCCCUUUGCACCUGUUUCUGGAACUCAGAUACAGUUCAUGUAAAGCCGCCAAAGCAGGAAGAUGUGUGAGCAACCAAAUACUGGUAAAAAGAAAAGACUGAAUUUCAUUCUUCCCAUGAUGUAUUCUUGAACAGGGCAACUGUUUCUCCCCUGUAUAAUGUAAUAUUAAUUUGAAUUGCAAUGCUUUAGAGAUUCUUGUUUAUAACAGUCAUUGUGGUAUGAAAUCAUGUUUGUUCACUGGUUUUUUAGACUGUUCAAUAGGAAACUGUAAUCUUUGAGGUCAACUCAGCUUUGAAGAUGAGAAUCCAACUUGCACCUUCUGAGAAGAGGGUUAUGUGAUUGCUUUGCAAUCUUAUUCAUCAGUGGAUUGCCUGUAGGAAGUUAACUGAGAAUGUCAUAAAUCCUAUUUAUUUUCUCCAUAAAUUCUGUGGCUGUUUUAACCAAGACACAACUCAAAUGAAGUUGAGCAAUAAAAAUUUCAUAUGCUCUAAUAAAUACUCUGAUAGAGUAAUGCUUGCAUUAUCAUAAGGCCGAUAUUGUAUGAAAUCAGACAGCUUUUUCACAUUAGUAUAGCUUAUAAUAAUUCAUAAACUCUAUAAUGUGAGUUUUAAAUGCUGUGAAUCAACAAGAAAUAUAUAUGUAUAUUUUAUAUAUAUAAUGAAAAUAAUAAAUUGCUCCAUUGGCAUAAUGUCAGUGUUACAUGGCUAGUUGAAAGGGCCAGGCUCUGACAUGGGCGAAAGGUCUUGUCUCAGAGUAGGGAAAGAAGCAUGUAGCUUUUGUUACAGUGAAAGCGUGUACCCCAACAGCAGCAAAUUGGAGCAAUUGGGAAAUCUUGUUGCUAACUGCAAAAGAGGUAAGAGAUGUAACUUUAUUUUUAAAAUUCAGUUCCUUAGUUCAAAAAAAGCAAACCUUGCAAUAGUGCUGACACUUCAGAAGUGGUAACUAUAUUAAAAUUGUCCCAGCCAUAGAGAACAGCUUGUGCUGCUUUUCUGAAACAAGAACCUACUUGCAAACCAUACAAAAAUAAUUAUUUUAAGUGUGUAAAUAUGUGCAAACCUUUAAAUAACAUUUUCUUUAAUGCUGCAGUAAUUUUUCUUUCUUCUGUAGUAUUUUUGAGAUGAUAAUGCUGUAAGAAGAAAUACAGACUUUUUUUGAGAGGAAAAUCUUGUGAAUCAACUAAUCUACGAAGUAUGCUAUUGCUGAUGGGUUAGAUACACAGGCUUUUGAUGCAUCUUUCAUAUUUAACAAUCUUCUUUUGAAAUUUAGGUUGGCUAUGAAAAUGCCUUAUCUUGUAUCUUUAAACACCCAAUAAAAUGUGAUAGCACUUAAAAAAAAAAAAAAUUAAAGAGUAAAUGGAAUCAGAAACAGUAAAUGGAAUCAGAAACAACCCUUUCUCCAGAAGUUUGGUGGCAGAAUACAAUGAAAAGCUCAACUGUGAUGUGGCUUCUACUGAUGAUUAAUAUUAAAGUUGGGUUUUUCAAAACCGGACAGCUUCUACUGUUAUGGACCUCCAGAUUAGUAUGGUUUUUAUCUCUUGGAGAUGCUAUAUUUGCAAAAGUAUUUCUGAAUCUUAUUAUAAAUGCAAAUAGGCCUGAAAAUCUUGUCAAAUUGUCCUAUAGAGAACUUCCAAAAUACAGUGGAAACAAGCCUCUUGUUUUCCAAAUGCUUAAAUUUUGUCCAAAGAGUACAGAAGAAGUAUUUCUUAAUAAUACUACGGAAAUACUUAUGUCAAGCAAAGCAGUUAAACCCCAACCCUUGGAAUUGAUAACCACUAACCUUUUGGGAAAUUUAACCUUGCAGAAAUUUUAAAGUCUGAGACUCUGAAUGUGUAGUGAUGAAGAAUUGGAUUGAUAUGCAGCAAGGUAACAUUGAAAUUUGAAUUAUAAAGGGCUUCAAGCUCUAAUCCACCUUUCCUGGGUUGAACAAUUGUACGAUUUUAAGCCAAUGAAUUCUCCGGUGCCUGUAGCUACCAUCUUUGUGUUGAGGGAAUAGAUUCCAUUUGGAAUGGGUCAUUGUUCCUCUGUGUGUGCGUGGGGUGGGGGAAGAGGAGUUGUUUACUUAAGAAAUAGUUAAUUUUAUUGAUUUAUUCUGCAUUGAAGUCUUGAAUUCAAAUUAGAUUGUACGAGAAGGAAUGAAUAUCGGAGCAUUAAUGUCAUAGCUGAGAGUGCUACAACCAGGCAGUGUCUGACACAAUGAACUGUUAGUUUUUUUCCAUACUGGGUUGUAUAAGCCAUGAUCAGUUAUUUUUAAUAAAAUAAGCAAACAAGUACCUGGCAAGCAGUAUAUAUUCAUUACAACUUUUUUUGCAGUGCAUUCUGAAGAUUUGGAAUGUACGUACUUCACUCAGAAAUGGAUUUAGAACCAAGUACUGUUUGCACUACUUCUAAUUUGCUCUGGAUUUUUUUAAAAUAGUUCUUUGGUAUGCUUUCUUGUAGCAAAGCUGUCUGAUACCAGUUUAUUUAGCAUUAAAAAAGGAGAAACAGCCACGAGGUACAUCCUAAAGAUCUUAUAAACUGUCUUAUCUGUAGUCUCAUUCAGAAUGUUUGACACGUUGAAACACAGCUCUUACAGAUUUAUCCUUUUGAAGAAAAGAUUGCUUAACACACUUCUGUCCUCAUGGAAUUGUACAGGACUGCUUUUUAUCAAGCUCUUCCUUGUGGACAUAUUGGAAUGCACAAAAUGGACAAGUAUUAUGUUUUAAGUAACAAAGUUUAUAUGCUUAGAAGUAAAUGCAAGGACUUAGGAUGCUGUCAAGGCUCUUAUGGCUCAGAAUUUGUUCUCCCAAAAAACCACAUUGUAGACAAAGGUUGUUCUGGAGGGUACCUGUAAUAACCCAUAACAGUUGCGAAUAGUUGUGAAAGUGAAACAGGGAAGGUAUGUAUAUACAUGUGACUUUCCCUUUUGUUCACAAACUCCGUGGGUCGGGAUCCUGUUCUGAAUGCUUCAGAAAGCCAAUAACUGAGAUGGGAGCCCCUGUGUGCGUGAGCACGGAGGAGGGCGUGAAGAAUGCCGUGCGCUUGGCAGCAUUGUGCUUUAGUGGGUCAUUCAAGCCUAACCCAUGGGAUUUAACGCUGCUACAGGGGGCUGUCUCUCACGGGAUAUGCAACAAGAUAUAACCUUUGGGGGAAUUUGGGAAGGAUGGUUGUGUUUGGCCUGUUGGACUUGAAAGUGUACUUCUUUUUAAAUAACUGGGGUUUUCUAAUGUUCUUUAGAUAUAGUUUGACUUUGCCUCCAAGAAGUUACUGAAUUUAACUUUUUUAAUUUCAGACAAAUUAUGUACUAGAGAAAUCUCAGUUCUGUGCACAUAGUGGUGGAAUACUUGUAGGUAAAAAUAGCAAACGAACUUUUGUAAAACAUUGAAUAACUUCUGACUACAGGAUUGAAUACAGGUGUAUCCACAUCUGGGUUUUUGAUGUGUGGCAGGGAGGGUGGGGUUAUAAUUAGAAUAGUAUGCACUGUGGAUCGGUGCUUAAUUUGUACAUAAAAGGGAAAACUUUUGGGUAGUUUGUAUUGUAAGGACAACAUCUAAAGGCACUGUGUAUCAGUCAUUUAUUUCCAUUUUAAAGAUUAUAUUUUUGAGCAAUGGAAGCUGUACAUGUUACCAUUUAUACAUUUACUGGUAGCUAGGAAUAUAGAAAGACUAUGUUGCUAUUACUCUGGAGAUGUAUUUGAUCUGUCAUAAGUACAUUACUGCAUCACUGCUUUAUGCAGAUUCUCAUGAGCAUUUAUUUAAAGAGAUUGUAGUAACUGGCACAGUUACAACACAAACUGUAACAUCAGAUCUUUCAGUAUAUCUGAAAUGUGUGUAGCCUUGUGAUUAUGUUUAAUCUUUUACUGAAUGUUUUUGGCUGGAGUCUCAUCUUGGAGCAAUGACAAAAAUAGGUGCUGGAACAGAUUUCCCCCACCCCAACCCACACUUUAUUUAUUUAAUAGUUCUUGUUUUGUAUGUUACAUUUUUCCCCAUAACAGGUUUGUGCCUUUAUUGGAUAUUUAUUUAAAAGGAGCUGAUAAAACCUUAAAUUGUUCAAGCUGUUUUACAGGUGUAUUCUUGUGUGGUUGUUCCUUUACGUGAGCUCCUUCAUUUUAUAAGAAUACAGAAUGCAUGAAAAACCUACUAGCCACAAACUGAAAAAAAAUCAAGGGUUUACAUUCUAUGGGGAAAAAAAAAGCCUAAGCACAAGACUGGUUGUGUUGACAUUUUAACUUCAGUUUGUUAAUAUACAAAGUUUUUUUAAGGCUGUUGCUCAUAUUCAGUCAACUGAUGAAAGAGGUUUUGAAAAAUAAACUUUGGCACAUGA